AUAAAGAAUGGCAUCAAUAGGUUUAUUUUGAUGCAGCACUUGUGCUGAUCCUUAUCUGUAUUAGGCAUUUGGGGUUUUAGAGCGUGUACGUUAAAGUCCCAGUGACUGGUGUAAUGCUGUUAUACCGUAUCUGAUAGGCCCUCUGUAUCAUUUUAGGGUGUUGCAUUCAAGCCUCAGGGCCCUGUCAGCAUAGUUCCUCCCAUCAUCUAUGACAGAUAGAUAUCAAGACGAGAAAGUAUUAGCAACCUCCCUCAGCUAGCACACAAGUUACACACAGAUACGGAUACACAGCGACGGCCUGACAAAAUGUUCUUUCUGUCACUGGCAUGGCUAUUGUUGACAGGACCACUUUGGACAUCUGGUCAAGAUUUAAAACAGAAGCUGCUGGAAGAAGAAGUCAGCGUUCGUUACCCUAAGAUCCCAAGCAGUGAGACCAUUGAUUGUGAUUGUGGCAACAUGGCUUGUGACUUAGUCUUCUGGUUCCACAGUGACAUGAGUAGCAAAGUCCACUUUCUAGGCAAAUGCAACAAUGCUGACCGUACUCUCUAUGGAGUUAACGUGGACAAAACACGUUUUAAACUCAGUAAGAGGGGCAGUAAGUCUUUUGCGCUCCGUAUCAUCAAUGUGACGAAAGAAGACAGAGGAAUUUAUUCUUGUGUCUUGAAGGAAAAAAAUCUUAAUGAAGUAUGGAAGCCUGGGACUCUUCUACUGCCAGGAGAGACCCCACCAACACCACCUCCUAAGCCAAAACCCAAACCACCAUCCAAACCAACCUGUCGUUGCAAUACAGGCGACUCCAAGGGAGGCUGUGGCUCUAUGAUUCUUUGGCCUCUUGUCGGACUUCUUGGAGGCUUGGCUCUGGCUGUUCUCUGCACGCUGCGUUACUUCAGCCGACUGCCAAGAAAGUGUCACCACCACUUUGCAAAGAAAAGGCAGACGUUCUAAAAAAACCUGCGUCUCAUGUAUUUUUAAGUGACUGAAGUGCUUUGAUUGAGUGUUCUGUCCGGCCAUGAAAGGCAUGAUUCACCCCUAAUAUCGGGUCUUCUAACAACAUCUCGAGUUUAUUUACGCUUCAAUGAACUCUCAGCAAGAAGAAACAUUUGCUUUUUCAACAGCAGCAGCAGCCAUGUAACAUAACGCAUGUAAUAAUGCAUAAUGUAACAUAAAGUUUAAAGACCCAUGUUGUGUUUUGUAUCUAUAAUCUUUCUUUCUGUCUCUAAUCAGUGAACUGCAUUUAGCGUAAUUUAUCAAUGUGGUUUUCAAUUCAUCAGGUAUUAAUGUGCUGUGAACUGUAAUCAUUUAUUUUGAUGCAAACAUCACAAAGUACACAAAUAGACAUACAGUAAUUGUGCAGUUUUCUGCGUUUUUUGCUUUCUUCUGUACUUCUUUGUGUUUUUCACGUUAUUGCAGCAGUUUAGACACAGAACAAAAAGCACUGUCAUGUCGGUAUUUCUGUGAGCAUGCUUGUGUUUAAACAAUAAAACUGUAUCAUUUCAGUCAUUUAUGGUGGUUAUGAGUGAUCUAAUUAUCCAAAAUGCAGCAUUGCCUAGAAAGCAAUGAUACUCAGGAGGUAUUUUGCAAUAGCAGAAAUGCUUCCUGUCCUGAAGCUACAGGUCAAGCACUGUGCAUGUUUUCCAGUGAUAGGAACAGAUAAGACGUUCUGGCUUUGUUGCGUUGUUCGUCUUAGAUGUCUGUGCCUGUCUGUGGAGAGGGUAUAGAGGUUUGAAAGUGGGCGUUGUACUUCCAUUGUCAAUAUUGUGCUUAGCGGAAGUUGAGUAGGUGAGUGACAGGGUUUGGUGUCUUCUUUUACUUUUGAUGUGUAAACUUGCAUCAUAUUCAGUUUCUCUUGAACUGCCAUGUAUGUGGCAACAAGCUUUGCUGUAUAAUGUUAAAUUACAGGCUACAAAGUCAUUUCAUAGUAAGUGUAAGUCUCUUGCUUCCUUAUUCACCCUUGUGUGCAUGCAUACAGAUACACACACACACAUACGCAAACCAACCCAGUUACACCUGGGUGAUUGAGAAGUGCAAAGACACAACUAAGUUCGCGGUUGAUUGGGUCGCAGGGAAUGUACGCAGCUCUUUCCUGUGUGCUGGAGCACGAGGAUAUACCGAACUAUGUUCACUGAGAUGCUAUCGCUUCGCUCAGCUUUGAGCUAUUCGUCUAGUCCCUGAAACAAAAAGACCACAAAAAGUACCACAGACUGAACCACAAGCACUGACAGAGAAAGAGGAGCAGUAAGCGAAAGACAAAGUAAAAAGUUUCUAAAUUAAUGCAUUAAAAUAAAUAAAUAAAUGCAUGAAAACCUUCUUAAGAGUUUUUGGAAGACAUUUCAUUGACCAAAUGAAUUUACACUGGCUGAGGAUGUUACAUAUUUAAUAAAUGGAAAUACAAGAAAUAUUAUACAAGAAAAUUAAGGAAUGUGUUUGAAUUCUUGUAAACCGAGGUAACACUGGUUGAGAAGACUUUUAAAAACACAUCCUGUAUCAGCACUAUGCAAAAGUAUUACUGCUUCACAGUCAAAGCCAAGUAGACCAAGGUCACAGUACACUGCCACCUUAAGAAAAGCAAAAAUGUAAGUAUGAGAUAAUCUUAAGACACAGCAACACAAAUCAUAAAGGUGCGCCAACUCAUUGGGUACAAAACUUAAUAUUGUAAUCUUUGUAGAGUUUGUUGUUUGUAUUUGCUUUUAAUUUUAACAGAUGUAUUAAAAACUUAUAGAACCCUUACACGUUAUUAUCAUAUGUAAGUAAAUUCAUUAAGUUAUGUGAUGUAUGCUAAAAAGAAUGGAUUUCUUCAGCUUUCUGUAUAGAUUUAUUUUAAACAUUGAGACACAGUUGAAACUAAAUGCUCACAGAUAUGAUGAACUGUAAACAUUAUUUUUCUGUUAUUUUUCAGUUUUCUGAUGUCUCCUUCAUUUGUUUCCUGAAAUAGUAGAGUCAAAUCAGACAUACAUUUUUUACAUUUACUUUUUAAAAAAACAAAACAAACUUGUUUGCAAAUGAUAAUAUUUGUAUAAUGUUUGACCUGCAAAAUAACAAUGUCUUUGUGAAGUCUUGUAAACGUCCAUUCAUCCAUCCAUUUUCUUCUGGUUAUCUGAAAAUAAAUCAUGGAAAACAAGUGCUUACAUCCCAAAAAAGGGAAUUUAAUCCAGUACUUUUCUUCUUAAAUAUUGUAACAGCCACAAACUAUAACAGUGUAUAA
Messenger RNA from Haplochromis burtoni (Burton's mouthbrooder), 3202 nucleotides. RefSeq names its product cd8 beta (gene cd8b). Gene Ontology annotation, molecular function: coreceptor activity; MHC class I protein binding. Gene Ontology annotation, cellular component: cell surface. The coding region runs from base 307 to 945 and encodes 212 amino acids. Gene Ontology annotation, biological process: regulation of immune response. Lineage: Eukaryota; Metazoa; Chordata; Actinopteri; Cichliformes; Cichlidae. The transcript is spliced from 7 exons. The record is from RefSeq and is a predicted model, not a curated record.